This is a messenger RNA of Kwoniella shivajii, 1734 nucleotides long. RefSeq lists its product as uncharacterized. The record is from RefSeq and is a predicted model, not a curated record. NCBI's taxonomy places the organism in Eukaryota, Fungi, Basidiomycota, Tremellomycetes, Tremellales, Cryptococcaceae. Gene Ontology annotation, biological process: regulation of translational fidelity. Bases 1 to 1734 code for a protein of 577 amino acids. Gene Ontology annotation, molecular function: Ser-tRNA(Ala) deacylase activity; nucleotide binding. The transcript is spliced from 5 exons.
AUGGCAUAUGAUCUAGAACCACUUCCUAGAACAGAAACUCCAUCUGAUUAUACUAGAUUUCAAUUUGAUCCUUCUAAAGUUGGUGAUAAGAGGAUAGUAGGUUUAUUAGCAUGUCAACGUGAUCCAUUAUUACGUUCGUUGAAAACUAAAAUCCAUUCGAUCAACGAAGCUAGUGUGAAAGUCGCUCCACCACCAAAAGGUAAAGGAAACAAGAAAAAGGACGCAACAUCGUCAAAGACACCUGAGAGCGGUUCGAGUACAAAGAAAGAUGAAGGGGAAUUAUUCGAGAUUGAAUUAUUGGAUACUGUGAUAUUCCCAGAGGGCGGAGGUCAACCUUCUGAUACGGGACUUUUGCACGUCCUCGAUCCAAACGGCGAAACGCAGCAUUCACUCGUAAUCGAAAGUUGUCUAAGAAGAAAACUUGAUAGUGUACACUUAGUGAGAGUACCAGUAUCAUCAGAGAAAGAUGUACAAUGGAAACAAGGUGAUCAAGUUGAAGUAGUAGUGGAUUGGGAUAGAAGAAUCGAUCAUAUGUCAAUACAUACAUCACAACAUCUUCUAUCGGCUAUACUUGAUACAAUGAAUUUACCUACAUUAAGUUGGUCAAUGCAUCCUUACCCAUCACUUGAGACUCCCUACGUGGAAUUACCAAGAUCAUUAACCCCUAAAGAAGCUGAAGAAGUUGAAAAAAGGUGUAACGAUCUCAUUUCUGAAGGAAAGAAAGUUUGGGUGGACGUUUCGGUACAAGGUGAAGAACCUCAUGAUUCGUCUGGAGAUGGGAAUGUCGAAGAAAGGUUGAAAGUUGGAAAAGGUAUUCCGGAAGAUUAUGAUGGAGGAGUAAUACGACAUAUCAACAUUGAUCAAACUGAUAGAAACGCAUGUUGCGGUACACAAGUACCUUCAUUAUCAUUAAUAUCAUUAAUGCACAUCAUACCACCUACAUCGACAGCAAAUUCGUCUUCUUCUUCUACGCCUACAAAAUUAUUCUUCACUUCAGGUCCAAGGGCAAUAAAGUAUCUACAACAAACUUCAAGAUCAUUCAGUAAUAUAGCUAAAAUAAUAGGUGCAGGUAGAAUUGACGUUGCGGAUAAAAUAGAAAUUUUAGAAAAGAAUCGUAAAGAAUCAAUGGAAUCUUUAAAAUCAUUAAAGAAUGAAUUAAUCAAAAAUAUACUGGAAAAACUUUCAUUCGAACAUCGUGGUAAACAUCAAAGGGAUAAUAACAGAGGUAUAAUCUGGUUAAAUAGAGAAGUAAAUGAAAAAUCAACACACGAUUUCGAUUUUUUAACUACCAUUUCAACUAAUUUCAUUACCACCAAUUAUCCUGAUUCAUCAAUAUCAUCAUCAUCAUCAUCAUCAUCAUCACCUUUGAUCAUGUUAACAUCGACUCUGUUACCCAGCACAGGUACAGGCUCAAACAAAGAUAGUCUUACUGCGCCCACGCAGCAAACGUUGUUAUUGAUACAAUCGACAGAUCAAGAAUUAGCUAAACGUGCUAACGAAAAUGUGAAAACAAGACUGCAAGGAAGGGUCAAAGGCGGUGGUGCGAAAGGUAGAUAUAUGAGUAAAAUCGAUGGUAAGUUCGGUAAAAGUGAAUUGGGAUUAUUCGAAGGAAUAAUUGAGGAAUUGAGAGUUGAAAGAAGACAAGAAGAUAAUCAAAUUCAAGGAGAAGGAGGAGGAGGAGGAGGAGGAGGAGGAGGAGGAGGAGGUGAGGAUUUCGCUGUUAUCUUGAUGUGA